GGAGGGGAGUGGAGGAGGAGGAGAGAGCAGUGUAUACCGCAGACAUCAUUUCUACUACAGUGGCAGAGACGUCCAGGACCUGUUUCACUGCAGGGGGAUAAAAAACAAGCCCUGUGGAUCAGCAACAGCAGCAGCAAGCAGCAACAGCCGCCGCAAGACAUUGUUUCUCUCCCUCUGCCCCCCUUCCCCAAGCAACCCCAGAUCCAUUUACACUUUACACUGCAUCUCAAGGCAAGCCAGCAGGGUGGUCCAUUCUGACUACGGAUUUAUUCAUGGUUUUUGCAUAGCAGCCCCUUCUCCCAUCAUCACAACUGGGAAGUGUACUAUAAAUCAGCAUCUUGGAACACAAUGAAAGAGUUUAUUCCCAGGCCUCAGAAGAAGUUUAGCUGUUGCCAGUGAGAAAGAGAGCCAGGGUGGACAGAGGGCUGCAUGAACGGUCUUGAAACAUACCUGAUUUUAGACCUGGGCAGUCAAUAUUUAUUGAAUUUCCCUACUGCCACUACUUUUGAUUCAAGCAGCAUCUGCCUGAAAAGACCUUCCAGGGAGAAUGAAUUCACUGAUAAUGCUUCUACCUUCUUCAUCCUGAUGAAAGCACAUGUACAGUUUUCCAAAGAAGUUAGACCUGUUUCUUGGUGAAGAGAAGGCAACGUGCUUUUCCCAAAAGGUUUUUUCCUCUUUCUUAUGAAAGAGAAAAGGCACCUGAGCCUCUGAGCAAUCCAGCAACUUCUGAAAAAUCUCCAUGGUGAAGAAUAAGCCAGGACAACCUGUAAAAGGACAUAGUGAAUGUUGAUUUCAUUGGAUAGACCCAUAAGACAUAAGAAGACCUGAGAGUGGAAAGAGGGCAGAGGAGUGUGUGGAUGAUUGCAGUGGAGGGAGGAGAAUCCACAGCAGCUGUUGGAAGAUUGUGCUCAUAGGGAGAUGAUUCCUCAUGAAGUCUCUGGAUCCCCUUCAGAAAUCAAAUGCGACUUUCCAUUUACCAGACUGAAACCAGAACUAGCCAGACAGUGAAGCAAGCGCAGUGGAGGGGGGACGGCGAAAAAUGAAAUCCAACCAAGAACGGAGCAACGAAUGCUUGCCUCCCAAAAAACGUGAGAUUCCUGCCACUAGCCGGCCAUCGGAGGAGAAGCCAGUGGUCGUGCCAAACGACAACCACAGGGCCGAGAGCUUAACAUGGCUCCCCAGCACUCAGAGUGGACAAGGCAACAUGGGCGGGAGGCCUGGUCCGGGGGGGACCUCAACAGCCGAUCUUGGUUUACAGCAGGGAAUAGGUUUACACAAAUCACUGUCCACAGGGAUGGAUUAUUCUCCGCCCAGUGCCCCCAGGUCUGUUCCAGCCACUACCACGCUCCCUGCGGUGUACCCUCCCCCGCAGUCAGGGACCCCAGUGUCCCCCGUGCAGUACACACACUUGCCGCACACUUUCCAGUUCAUUGGGUCCUCCCAGUACAGUGGGCCCUAUGCUGGCUUCAUCCCCUCCCAGCUGAUCUCCCCUACAGCCAAUCCUGCCACCAGUGGAGUGGCCUCUGCCGCUGUGGCCACCACUCCAUCCCAGCGCUCUCAACUGGAGGCUUAUUCCACUCUGCUAGCCAACAUGGGCAGCUUGAGCCAGCAGCCAGGGCACAAGGUUGAGCAGCCGCAGCAUCUGAUCAGGACUCCAGGGCUUAUCACGGCAGGGUCCCCACCACCCACACAGCAGAACCAAUACGUCCACAUUUCCAGCUCUCCCCAAAGCGCUGGGCGUACCAUGUCCCCUCCGGCCAUCCCAGUCCACCUGCAUCCCCAUCAGACGAUGAUCCCCCACACACUCACGCUGGGGCCUUCCUCCCAGGUGGUGGUGCAAUACACAGACUCUGGUGGUCAUUUUGUUCCCCGGGAAUCCACUAAGAAGACCGAGAGCAGCAGGCUACAACAGGCCAUCCAGGCCAAGGAGAUGCUGAAUGGUGAGAUGGAGAAAAGCCGGAGGUACGGCGUCCCCUCCUCUGCAGACCUGGGCUUAGUGAAGGCAAGCGCAAAGACGGCCUCUCACCACUAUGAAACCAGGCACGUCGUGGUCCACUCGAGCCCCACUGACUACAGCACCCGAGAUUCCUCGGGGGCCCGGACCUCCGUCAUGGUCCUGCCCAACAGCAACACCCCUACCACAGACAUGGAAGUCCAGCAGGUCACACACCGAGAAGCCUCCCCAUCCACCCUCAAUGACAAGAGCAGCCUCCAUUUAGGGAAGCCCAGCCACCGGUCUUAUGCUCUGUCCCCGCAGCAGGCUCUGGGUCCCGAGGGUGUGAAGGCCACAGUGGCCACACUGUCACCACACACUGUCAUCCAGACCACCCACAGCGCUUCGGACCCCCUCCCCGUUGGACUUCCAGCCACGGCCUUCUAUGCAGGGACUCAGCCACCGGUCAUCGGCUACUUGAGCAGCCAACAGCAAGCAAUCAGUUACGCCGGCAACCUGCCGCAGCAUCUGGUGAUCCCCGGGACCCAGCCUCUGCUCAUCCCUGUGGGGGGCGCUGACAUGGAGCCAUCUGGGGUAGCCCCUGCGAUCGUUACUUCAUCUCCACAAUUUGCAGCAGUGCCUCAUACAUUUGUCACUACCACCAUUCCCAAGAGCGAGAACUUCAGCGCCGAGUCCCUGGCCACUCAGGCAGCCUACCCAGCCAUGGUGCAGGCCCAGAUCCACCUCCCCGUGGUCCAGUCCAUUGCAUCAUCCACAGCUGUUCCCCCAACACUGCCCCCUUACUUCAUGAAAGGGUCAAUCAUCCAGUUGGCCAACGGAGAGCUGAAGAAGGUUGAGGACUUGAAAACAGAAGACUUUAUCCAGAGUGCUGAGAUUAGCAAUGACCUGAAAAUAGACUCCAGCACCGUAGAGAGGAUUGAAGAUAGCCCUACCCCAGGCAUUGCAGUAAUCCAGUUUGCAGUUGGAGAACAUCGAGCACAGGUCAGCGUUGAAGUCUUGGUAGAAUAUCCUUUUUUUGUAUUUGGACAAGGCUGGUCAUCAUGCUGCCCCGAGAGAACCAGCCAGCUCUUUGAUUUGCCAUGUUCCAAACUCUCAGUCGGGGAUGUCUGCAUCUCGCUCACCCUCAAAAACCUGAAGAACGGCUCUGUUAAAAAGGGCCAGCCCAUGGAUUCAGCCAGCAUCUUGCUGAAGCACUCAAAGAAUGACAGUCUAGUAGGAAGUAGACACAGGUAUGCCGAGCAGGAAAAUGGGAUUAAUCAGGGAAGUUCACAGAUGCUAGCAGAAAACGGUGAACUAAAGUUUCCAGACAAAAUAGGAUUGCCUGCAGCACCCUUGCUCACCAAAACAGAACCCAGCAAGCCCGUGGCAACAAGGAAGAGGAGGUGGUCUGCACCCGAAACACGGAAACUAGAGAAAUCAGAUGAGGAGCCGCCUUUGACUCUUCCCAAGCCUUCUUUUAUUCCUCAGGAGGUUAAGAUUUGCAUUGAAGGUCGAUCUAAUGUAGGCAAGUAAAGGCGCUUUGGGGGAAAAGAAAUUAGGCUCUCCCUUGUCAUUUUUAUCCAGAUUACUGUACUGUAGGCUAAAUAACCCAGUAUUUACAUGUUAUCAUCUUAUUUUAGGUUUAUGUUAUAACGUUGUUAUAGUUGCAGCUGGUAUUAUGCAGGAGACUGGUGCAUAUGUUUUUGUUUUUGUUUUUUUCCACAAGCUUUUGUCAGUGAUCAGGUUGGUUGGGAGCUAAAGCUGGGGCACUCUAGGCUCCUCACAGAUACUUAAUGGAAAUGAACAUGGCAUCCUGGCUCCUGCCUUUUUUCUGACAGUGCAGAAACACCUGGUGUCCAGCUGACUUCUGCUGAUUCUUUCUCAUGAGGCCACAGAAAGGGAAUUGGAAUGGAAGAAUCAGAGUGAAUGUGUGAGAGUGUGUGCCUCUGUGUGUGUGUGUGUGUGUGUGUGUACACAUGGAUGCAGAUGUAAGUGGUUAUCUCUUUCUCUCUGCCUCUCUCAGUCUCUCUCACUCACAGCAUGAAAUUAUAGCUCCAUUGCAGUUGUCAUUACGAGGUUCUCACACACAAAAUCAACAUUAGGAACCCAGCUUUAAGGCAUCUUCAAGAGGCAUCAGGCAGGAAGCAAAUAGUUUAAAAUCACAUUUCUCUUCAACUUAUUUUACAAUGAAAGCGACUUUUAAUCCAAUAAAUAUAUAUCUAUAUAUAAACAUAUAUUUUCCCCCAUGGGGCCUGACUGCACUGAUAUUUUUCAUAGAGCAACUGCCACGUGUGGAUUCCAUUUCUGCUUUGCUAAUGACAUUGCAAGGGUGUAACUUCAUGGAAAAAAAAAUCUAGUCCCCCUCUUGCAUUGCUAUGUUGAGAUUGGGUUGGGUUGGUUUACAUUGGGUUGAGUAGGGUAUGGUAUUCUCCAUGGGAAAAUGGAGAGAGGGGUAGUGGUUCACCCUAUAUAGAGCUGCCAGCAAAGGCCUACUCUCAGUUUUCAUGCAGUGUUAGAAAAGCAGAUUGGGUUUUUCCAUGGACAUUUGCUUCUAAGAGGUAGAUAUGUCCUGCCCCUUCACUGAGUGCAAACCGAAUCUGUUUGCACUUUAGUUGGCAAAUCUUUUGUCUUUUUAACUCUAGUACUGUUUAUAGUUCAUGAUUAUGGACGACCUGGUGCCACUCUUUCAGAUUUCAGUGUGACACACAGAAUGGUAUGUGGAAAAUGAACAGAAUGUCUUUAAGCACUUAAAUGCUAUUCACACUUUAUUACCGAGCAUCUUGGUCUAUCACUCAACUAGUACUGUAUCUCACUUUUCAUCUGUUCGGGAAGAAAAACAUACACACAGAGAAGUUACUUUCCCAUCCCUCCCUGCCCCCAGCACUGUCAACUCUACUAUAGUUUGGGAGAGUUUCUCGUGAGCAAGAUGUUGGAAAUUUUUAUGUGGUUUAAAGGGAUGAAUGUGAAUUAUGAACCAGUAUGUGACAGCAAACGUCCACCAUGGGCAACUCGAAAGGAGGCACUUUUAUUUAAACUCUGAUGCUUGAGAAAGAGUAAAGGCAUAUUUGGAGCUGACAGAAAAUCAGAGGGAAAAAAUGAGAGAAAAGGAAUAGAGGGAAAAUACUCAUUUUUUGUCCAGUGUUUUUUUUUUUAAGGAUUGACUUUAAAGAAUCUUGCAAUUUGCACAUCUUGAGUUUAUCAUUUAUGUAGUGUUCCUUCAGUUUUUAUCCAAUAAUGUUAUGGGGAAGGGGGUGGGGGGCUGAAAGAGCAUAAAUAAAUGUAGCAGUUUCUUUCUAACCUGCCUACACUCUAGGCCAUUUUAUAAGGUUAUGUUCCUUUCAGAGUUCAUUUUGAUCUUUAUAUCACAUCUAUCACAAAGAACCAGGACUUAACAAGACAACUCUGAAAAUCUUCAGAUUCAUUGAAAGUUUUCCUUACUAGGCAUUUCUAUAUGUGAUCAAGUUUUUUUUAAAGAAAACUUAUUUUAAUAUUAAUAUGAUUAUUAUUAUUUUAAUAAUGACUUCUUUUCCAUUUGAAAUCAAAUCUGGAGUUCAGGUUUUGGUACAAAACAGGAAAGGGUAUCAUGAGUUUUCAACCUUUCAUUCCCAGAAAUCUGAAACAUCUGGGCUUUUGAGUUUGCAUUUUUACAGUGAUUUUAAGAAACUGUGCUGAUAGAGGUGGUAGGGAGACAAUCAAAUUUACAGUUUCCCUAUUCAAGUUAUAAUAACCAAAUGGAAUAAAUUUUCAUCUGAUAUUUCCUCUGUUAUCUAAUAUAGUACUUCCAACUCCUCAUAGAAAUGUUCAGAAAAUUCAAAUAUCAACCCAACUUUUAAUUCUCUUGUUUGUUACUUGAAAUCUAGGUAAGACCAGAACUAAUUCUUUUUGUACCAUUUUCUGAGAUGUACCAAAAACAUCAGAAUAAGUUUAAAAUAGCUUGAAACUUUUCUUGAAUUUUAUUAACCUCUCAGCAUGUUAGCAAACAGCAGUCUUGCUGCUUUUAGUUCUGUAGUUUUUAAAUGUUUCUGCUUGGAGAACUUGCUUAAUCUUCCAUAUACUCUGCUCAGGGCAUUUGCCAUUCAUUGAGUUUCCUUUUUCUUUUUCCUUUUUUCCCCCUUUCUUUUUAACUUUUGAUAUUAAGAGAAAUAUGGGGCCACCGUCCAGACAUAGCUUUUAUCAGCACCACUAUAGAUGGUGAUUCACACAUCCUUCCUCAGAAAGACACACACCUUCUGACGAACCAAGAAACAAGGACUUUCAAACUUACUGGACCUACGGAAUUACUCAACACUAAAAUGGGAAAACAUACACUGUUUGGAGCAAUAGGAACAUAAUUGUAAUUUAUGUGCUUUCUAUUUCAGGUAUAGAAAUUACAGAAUGAUUGAUUCUUUCUCAAUGUUAUCCCAUUUGAUUCUCUUGCUUUAUUUAUUUAUUUUUAGCAUGUGCAAUACUUCAUGUGCCAAUGUAGAUUCACCAGUGUGCUGAUAGCUCUCUUUCAUACUCUUCUGACUUUGUCACCAUUUGGUUAUUGCUCCUCUCCCCAGAACCUUCUGCAGAGGCAGGGCAGAUUCAAAAACUAGCUCCUUGCCAUCCAUCUCCCUGCUCUUGUCUCUGAGCAUCGCAUGUACAACUCAGGGGCAGCAGGAGGCUCUUCACCUUUUAAAGAAGUAUCCUAUUUGUCUUCACAUUUCAAAAAUAACAACCAACAAAUAAAAAUGCAGAUCAGACCCAGGAGAAGGGGGCAAAAAAAAAGACAGUAUGAGUUCCCCCAGUGACAACAAAAGUGGUAGUAUAGAUGAAAAAGGUAAAUGGAGGGAACCGACACCAUUCACACGAUGGGCUCAUCAGCAUCAGCCAGGUAUCGGUCCAUUUCCCAAAUGGUCUUUCUCAUGAGUAGAAGUAGAACCAGUAUCCUUGCCUGUUCACUUAUGCCUGUACUUGUAUCUCUGGGUGAGUGCAGGUCCCAGUGUAUCCUGGGUGUUGUCCAGACACAAGCAUUGGUGCCCAUUUUAGGAGUGUGCUGUCAGCUAGUAGCAGUUGGAAUCCAAGUCAAACAGCGGAGACUUAGCAGCAGCAGCAGCAGCAGCAGCAGCAGCAUCUGUUAAAGAAGAUUCAGAAAGGACUGGGGCUGGGGGUGAGGGAGGCAGCUCUUUCAGCUGGCCGAAAAUGGUUAGCCUCAGCUCAUGGCUUCCAGACCUGUUGCUUCCAUUGCUACGAACGGACAGUUUUGGUCGUUUUUUGUUCCUUUGUUUUCUGUAGCGAACAACAAUUACAGGCAUAGAAAUAUUUAGGUAUCAUUCAGCUUAAGAGAAUCAGUCACGUACCUCUCUGUACAGUGCCCACUUUGCAAUAUUUACCAAGUUGGGUUUUUGUUUUGUUUCAUUUUUGUUUUGUUUUACCUAAUAGCAGGCCUUUUCGUUUACAAUGGAACACAAUCACCAAGAAAUUAGUCAGGGCAAACAUAAAUAAUAAUAAUAAUAAUAUUAAUAAUAAUAAUAACAAAAACCUCUCUUUAUAGGGAUUUCUAAAUAUAUAAAUGACUGUUCCUUAGAGUGUUUAACUUAGGAAUUGUUUCAGUUUGUCUGGGCCACAUCGGGGUGGGGGGGGGGGAUAUGGAGUUUGAUGCCACUUACCUCAAGUCCUUCUUAGUGGAAAUCCAAAUGUCAUUUUCAUUUUAAUUCACAUAAUGACUUUUCUAUCGAUUUUUCAUUUCCUCCCUUAUCUCUACCAUCUCACCUCUACUCGCCUACAAGUCAUCUGAAUUCAGGCUGGGACUGUUGUUGUUUUUCUUUUUUCUUUUGAUCCCAGUGGUAACUCUGAAUUGUGAACCUCCUAUUGUGUCAACUUUUUGUGUAUGUGUGUACCAGGAAGUGGCAUCACUACUCUGUCUCCCCUAUCAAGGAACGUUGCGGAACCUUUCACACCUCUUAACUCAGGGAUGGGGCUGGCGUGUGUGUGGUGCACUGAUGUGUCCAGAAGCAGCACUUUGUCUGCUCUGGGGUAGGGUUGUUCAAUUUCAAGGAGAGUUUGGAUUUCCUGCAUCAUGUGGACUACUUCCUAGAGACUGCAUAGGUUGCAAUACAACGCUGCACGUUCUGAACGGAACUGUAGCUUUUAGUGAUCACAAAAAUCUACUCUGUGCACAGAGUUUGAUCUUUACAGAAAUCUGUUGCCAAAACUUUGGGUUUUUCUUUUGUCUGUUUGUUUUUGUUUUUCAAAGGAAACAAUUGACAAUACCCUGUUAACACUUAUGACUACUACUAAAGAAAAUCAAUUCCUUUCCGUGAAGAGCAAAUCUCACAAGCUUUCUAAGACACUAAUGCCAUGUUAUUUCAGAGAUGGGCGAACCAGAGUUCUUAGGCUAGAAGGCCCCAUUCACAAGAUCUGGCAGUUGUCUUAGCUCCUGUGGAGGGAAUGGCAACAGGACAAAUGGUGGUGGCCUGGGCUCUCCUAAAACCCCUCAGGCUUCCUUUCUCUGUCACCUACAAUGGCACCCGGAGAAGAACAGGGCCUACAUAAUCUGCAGCCCUGCCCAAUGCUUUGGUGGUGAUGUGAAAAGCAAAGGAAAUGAAUUAUACUUUUGUAAGUGGAGUGGGGGCUGUUGAUUCCUUUUUUUGUGUGUGUUUUAACCCCAAAUUUCUGAAAUGUAAAAUUUAAGAACACUUUGAGUAAUAGAGAUAUCUAGAGAAAUGACUUUUCUUUUUUAUUUUUUUUAAAGCACAUACAAUAUAAUAUUGUGUUCGGCUGAUUUCCUCUAUUUUCCAAGGACAGUGUUGUGUUUCUGUUGAUAGGGAAAUUCCAAACAACUUGCACACCUCUACUCCAGAGCUAAAAUUUCUUUUACAUAGACGACCUCGCUUCAGAUGUGUUACCUUACUGAUAGAAUCUUUCCUUGUAGCACUAUACCUUGUGGAAAUAUUUUUUUUAAUGUAAACCUAAUUUGAAAAGCUUAAGAAAAAAACUUUUUUGAAGCACUCACAUUGAGGAGUACAGGUAAUUUUUUUUAAAUUGCACAAAAGAAAAAUGAAUGUUGAAAUGAUUCAUUCAGUGUUUGAAAGACAUGGACCUGUUGAAACAGUGAGUUUCAUACCUUGUUUGUAAAAAAAAUAAUAAUAAUAAGCAGAGAAAGGUUAAAAGUUACAUGUUGGCUAUUUUUUUCUUUUUUUGUAAAUAGAAAUCUGUCGUGUCUAGAUGAUGGGAUUUGUAUGGUUAUGGCCAGGAGGAGUUACUAUUUAAAAGGCUCUUAAACUACAACUAUGCUUACUGUUAUCUUUAUGUUACAUGGGUUCCUCAUUUGAGGGAGGGGAACUCCAUUUGGAGCUGAGAGAGCGCUGUCCGCCUAGACCUGUGCUGAAAGGCCUCAGAGCUUCUCCCUGCUCUGCUCCCAGCCUUCCCAGCUUUGACUUGUAAGCCAUUGCAACUCCUUUUUGGUUUGGGUUUUUUUUUUUCCCUGAGAUGAUGUUUGAUAUCUUCAGCACUUCCUGUUCCAACAAAUCCAAAGAAUAUAAUCUCGAACAAGAAGUGUUUGUAACAAAGGAACCUUCCUAGCUACCAAUAAAUAAAGGACUCAUUCAAAAAGAAGAAAAAUAAAAGUUGGCCUUUUGUCUCACCCUCCCCUCAUACCUCAUUUAAAUGGGGGCUGUGGUAAAGACAUGGAUUUUAAUUUGAAAGCCACAAUCUACUUGCAACAGGUUACUUUAAUUUGAUUUUUAAAAAAUAAUUCUAGUGAUGCAGAGGCCAAAAUCAAUGGAAUGUGGAGCAAUUUCUGAGAAAAGAGCCCUUUUGUUCUGGUCCAAAGAUCAGGUUGGACAGCAGGAAACCUGAACACCUGUGGGGUGAAGGGGGGCCGUUUGGGAGGUCACAGAAACCUCCCCACAGUUCUUAAAAUUCAGCAUCUUUCCCCCUCCCUUCUAGCUGGUAUUUAACUGUCUGGCCACAUUUGGGGGAGGGGAGAAGAGCAUGGGGGUCAGUUUGUAAUAUCCCCAAGACUCACAUCAAAAUGGCUCAACUGUAUUAACAUUUAAGUGCAUUUGACCAAUAGGUAGUAUCUAUACAAUAACAGUCUAAGGAUUUCAGCAACUUUUCUCUUACCUAAAAGGACUCAAGUCUUCCACUGAGCAUAAAUUGGAGACUUCAUCCAAGUUUUCUUUUCUAUUUUAUUUGUCAGUUCAUUUCCUUUCUGGGUGGUCAGAGAGCCUGUCUCCUUUCCCUUGGCUAAUCUGUAGGCCUGUAUUGGAAGCAUUGUUUACAGUCAUACUCACUGCGGCAGAUACUGUCCUUCAAAGUACCAUGGGAGAAAACAAUCUUGAAAAGUCAGCUGGCUUUAAUCAGCAGUUACCCCAAGAGUCUAGGUUCAUGCCCCCUUUUCCCACCUCCCCCCACUCUGAGGCUUAGGUGACCUACCUGCCCUUAAGUUAUUAUAUGGUCAAGGAGUGGCGUAUUCCUCAUAGACAGUUGAUGGAUGUUGAAACUCAAUAUUUAUGUACAUUUAGAUCAUAGACUUGCUUGGUUCUUAAGCAUAUGUUAUUUCCAUGAACACUGCCUCUGUGCCGUGUUAAGGUAGGGAUUCCCCAUUUACCCCCACUCCCUCACCCACUAAUUAUGAACUCAAAUUACAGUGUCAACUAAAAGGAGGUUUUAUUUUUUUUUUCUUAGCCCUGUCAGUAUUUUCCGUGGCCUUAGGCACAAAGAGAGAAUCUUCGUUUCUAGCCAGGGUCAUCCAUCCUGGGCCCAGAACCAUCUCUGAGAUUUGUCCUGUUGGAUGUUUUAAUGUUGGGUCAUCGUCCCAUCACACUUCCAAUCUUCUGCCUCCCACGGGCCAAGUGAAAAGAGACACUGGAGAUUUGUGUUGGGGGCACUGUUGGGCUGACGUGGCCAGUACCAAGGAGAACUAGGGAGGGAAUCAUGUUUUGCACCUUAUUGAAAAGAAAAAAAUUUUAAGUGCAUACAUAGUUAAGAGCUUUUAUUGUGACAGGAGAACUUUUUUCCAUAUGCGUGCAUACUCUCUGUAAUUCCAGUGUAAAAUAUUGUACUUGCACUAGCUUUUUUAAAACAAAUAUUAAAAAAAUGGAAGAAUUCAUAUUCUAUUUUCUAAUCGUGGUGUGUCUAUUUGUAGGAUACACUCGAGUCUGUUUAUUGAAUUUUAUGGUCCCUUUCUUUGAUGGUGCUUGCAGGUUUUCUAGAUAGAAAUUAUUUCAUUAUUAUAAUAAAACAAUGUUUGAUUCAAAAUUUGAACAAAAUUGUUUUAAAGAAAUUGUCUGUAUACCAGUACAAGUUUAUUGUUUCAGUAUACUCGUACUAAUAAAAUAACAGUGCCAAUUGCAA
Messenger RNA from Monodelphis domestica (gray short-tailed opossum), 11254 nucleotides. It is a transcript of the gene ATXN1, whose product is annotated as ataxin 1. Gene Ontology annotation, cellular component: nucleus. Lineage: Eukaryota; Metazoa; Chordata; Mammalia; Didelphimorphia; Didelphidae. The record is from RefSeq and is a predicted model, not a curated record. Gene Ontology annotation, biological process: negative regulation of transcription by RNA polymerase II; nervous system development. Gene Ontology annotation, molecular function: protein binding; RNA binding.